AUGUUAACAAGGUCAUACCGCUGUAAAGCGGUGGUUACUAGUGUUAGAACUGCUUACAAUCACAUCAGCGUGAAGGAAGUAAGAAUUUGCUGGAUUUAAAAUCACCAACCUUUUGCAGAAAUGUCACAAAAAUCAGCCAAAAUUCGAACGUUUACUGGGAAAAGAGAACGUAACUACUUCGAUAUCAAAGUGCAGUCAAUUUUCCGCGGACGAAGGACAUUUUGUGUGGGUUUUUUCCAGUUUUUGCCAGCCCUUAGAGCCAAAAUAUUACUCUUUCACAAUUUUUGAUGACGUUUUGAAGAGAUUUUGAUUUUUUUGCGUUUAAUGUAUACCCUGUAUUGAUUCCUUAUAGUAAAUUAUUAUACCAGCUUUCAGAAAAUAUAUAUUUAUGCUUAAAUUUCUUUCUUUUAAGACCUGAAGUCCCGGAUAUUGUACUUUCCCCAAGUUCAACUGAAGAAGUCUCCGAAAUCCUAAAAAUUUGCAAUGACCAACAACUUCCAGUGGUUGCCAGAGGCACAGGAACUGGUCUAGAAGGAAGUGUAAUUCCGAUUUUUCAUGGUGUUGUUUUGGAAUUCAGUCGAAUGAAGAAAGUGAUUGAGGUCAAUGAUGAAGAUUUUGAUUGUACAGUGGAGCCAGGACUGAGUCGACUAGAUUUGAAUGAGCGGCUGAGAGAGAGUGGACUCUUCUUUACAGUAGGUGAGUUUUUGGAAGAUGAUAUUGAAAAAAGUUUGGGAAAUUUUGGGCUUUGAUGUCAAACUCACGUUUUUUUAUUUAUUGUAGUCGUCAAUGUCAUAAUAAUUUUAUUUUUUUUUGUGUAUUUCCGAUAUAAAUAUUUCCCUUUCAACCACUAAAAUUUUGAUCAUAAUCUUAUACUAGGUUCUUAAUCCCAAAAUUCUUGCAGAUCCCGGCGCAGAUGCCUCUGUUUGUGGAAUGGUGGCAACCAGUGCUUCAGGGACGACUUCUUUGCGCUAUGGAACAAUGAAACAAAAUGUGAAAAAUUUGGAAGUGGUCUUAGCGGAUGGCCGAAUUUUGAACACCCGAGGAAAACAUCGACGACCCUGGAAAUCCUCGUCCGGCUUGAACCUCACCGAAUUGUUCGUGGGCUCUGAAGGCACCUUGGGAGUGAUCACGAAUGCGACUGUCAAUUUACAUCCCCGUCCAAUGUUUGUUGGAGCGGCAACAUGCUCAUUCCAAGCAGUGGCCAACGCUGUGGAAACGGUGGUACAGCUGAGGCAAAUGGGGCUUUCUUUGGCUAGGUUAGGUAAAAUAAUCAUUUUAGAAUUGCAAAAAAAAUUAUUUUCAGAAUUUCUGGACAAAGUUCAAAUGAAAAAUUGCAUUGACUUCAGCAAACUGGAAAGUGAUCCUCUGCCCACAAUAUUCUUGGAAUUCCACUGUCAAACGGACGCUGAUGUGGCUGCUCAAAUCAAGAUGGCUGGUGGGUUACGGUAGCUUUUAUAUUUUGCAAAGGAAUCCGACAUAAUAGAUUAAAAAGUGGGGAAAGUUUUAUCCAACAGCUUUGAGCUGCUUCACGCUAUAAUUCCCAUGUAAAGAUUCACCGAUUUUUUAGAAGAAAUUUGCAUCUCGAACCAAUCGUCCACCUUCAAGUCGACCACAAACCCGGAAAAUAUCUCGAAUUUGUGGAAAGCCCGACAUAACGCCUAUUAUGCAACUAUGGCCAAACGGCCCGGCACAAAGGGAUUCACGACGGAUGUUUGUGUCCCACUUAGCCGACUGGUCGAAGUAAUAUCCGCAGCUGAAGUCGAGCUCGCCAAGUUAGGACUGCACGGUUCGAUUGUUGGUCAUGUUGGGGAAGGGAACUUUCAUGCGAUCAUCCCAACGUUCCAUGAGGAUGAGAAAGAAUUAAAAAGAGUUGUCGAGUACUCGGAUUGGCUAGUCAGGUAGGGAUUUUUGAGAUUUGUUGAGUUUGAGGGGUUGGAUAGGUUUCAUCGUAUAAAAUGUACAAAAGUUAAGAAUGUGAUAGGUGAUGUCAAAGAAAGGAUAUUAAAUAAAAAAAUUUUACGCCGUUAUUUAUAUAAAUCUAGGAUUUUUUGAACUUUCAUACAGGUUUUAUCGUAUAAAAUGACCGGAAUUUGCGAAACGUCCUAAAAACCCUGGGGAUUGAAGCUUAAAAUACGUCAUGAAGUCUUAAAAAACGUUUUUUUUUAAUAUUCAAAACGCAGGAUUUCCCUCCGUUCAGACCACCUUUAUCAUAGUUUUCCUAUGUCAUCUAAAAUAAUAUCCAAAAUUUGCAGAAAAGCCCUAGAAGCCGGUGGAACUUGCACUGGCGAACACGGCGUUGGCCUCGGCAAGAAACGCUACAUGCAAGACGAAUUUGGCGCGGUCGGAGUGGACGUAAUGAAGGCGAUAAAGGCCACAUUAGACCCUAAAAAUAUUUUAAAUCCCGGAAAAAUUUUUUGAAUUUUUUUUUCAAGUACGUAGAAAUUGGUCAGUACGAUGAUACUGUAAUGAAGCCAAUGAAAUUUAUAUUUGUUUAGAAUAAAUAUUUUUUUCUGUCAAGAAGCCUUAAAAUACGAUUUUUCGAACAUUCUGGGCUUCGAAUUGUACCCGCGAAGCCUUUGAUUCAACUGUCACCAUAGAGUUUUCAACGGCUUCGGUGGCAUAUAUAAAUCUGGAAUAAUAUUUUACGUAAUUUUCACUCUUUUUGAAUUGUUGUGAGAUGACUAUUCCUACAGUAACCCUCUCAAAUGGAACGAAAUUGCCCGCGAUCGGGUUUGGGACUUGGCAGGUAGGAGCAGUUUUAUUUUUUGCAUAUUGCCUGUUAAUAUGAAGUAUAAAAGCCGGUAGCCUCUCCAAGAAAGUCUCAUUUUGCUAUAAGACCACCCUUUUGCGCAUUUCCGACCUACAAUUUGCAGCUAAACACCACUAAUCUGAAGGCCAGCAUCACUUCUGCUAUUGAUGCGGGCUUUCGGCUGAUCGACACCGCCAGAUCCUUCGGCAACGAGGAAAUGAUUGGUGAGGCAUUGCAGGAAUUGAUCAAGAAAAAGAAGAUCAAGCGGGAAGAUCUCUUCAUCACGACAAAGGUAAUAAUACGACCUCCUACGCUUUCCUGUUUCGUGAAAUUACAGGGUGUUUCAAGAAAUUCCCCGGAAAGCAAUCGUCGAUUUCUCGGCGCUCAGUCAAGGUAUCCAAAAAAUUUCUUUUGCAUAAUAAAGAAGAAUACGGGCGGUUUUUUGCCUAUGAAAAUCACUUCCUCCGCCAACGCGGAAAGCAGUGUAUUCGGCAGAGACUUUUGGGCACUUUUUUGGUCAUCACACCCAUCUUAAACGCGUUUUCAUGGUUUCUGAUGGUUGAAAUGAGGAUUGUUGCUAAUUUUUGUGUUUACCAAGCUUUCGGCGAAGGUACGGCAGCUGCUCGCCGUAUCUUAACUCAGCUAUGGAGAAGAAAUGGCCCAACACAAUUCUUAUGGUCUGGCAAGCAUUCUCUGCGGGUGUCGUAAGCCCUCAAAAAUUUUGUCGCCAAGCCUUGUUAGACGUUUAGCCAUCGAGAAACGACUUGGUUCACUGGAAAACAACAAAAUAUCUUUCGUUUAAAUUUCUCUUUGCCAUGCUGUUUCAACCAUCCGCACGGUGCGCUCCGACUUUAUCGACGUUGCAGCGACUGCAUUGCACCGUGCAGUCGCUAAUUCGGAUCGCAUAUCGUUGUAUCCGGCCAUCUGAUCCAUUGUGCAAAAAAUUUGAAGACUUUCUGGAUGCUUCAGUGUCGCAAUAAAGCAUUAAAAAUUUGUGUGAUAACCAAAAAAUCGCCCAAAAGUCUCCGCCGAAUACACUGCUUUCCGCGUCGGCGGAGAAAAUGAUCUUCAUAGGCAAAAAACCGCCCAUAUUCUUCUUUAUAAUGGAAAAAAAUUUUUUUGGAUAUCUUGACUGAGCGCUGAGAAAUCGACGAUUGCUUUCCGGGGAAUUUCUUGAAACACCCUGUAGACAGUCUACACGUAUAAUUGGACUAUUUGCCAAUUAUUUAUUUAGCUUCCAAUCUACGCUCAUCGUAUCGAAAUCACCGAUAAUGUCAUCGACUUGUCGUUAAAGGCGCUGGGAGUGGACUACGUCGAUCAGUACUUGAUCGAGCUUCCGUGUGCUGUUCAGGGAGAUAUUUCAGGUAACUGGUUCAUAUAAACAAAGCAUUCAGAAUGCAUUAUAUGCGUGUUUUUCCACAUGAUCCCGUUCGGGAAUGGGAAGGUCAUAUCACAAAUGAAUGAUGAGAAAUAAUAGCCACAAUCAAUGAAAUUUAGGCCCUCUCCUCGACAGCAAUGGUCUUCCAAUCCCGGAUUUAUCAUCGCCACAAACCGAGACUUGGAAAAUCCUGGAGGAGGCCUAUAAGGCCGGCAAAGUUAAAGGUAAGGGAAGCUGCGCACAAGCUCUUGUAUUUAAACAGCCAUAACGAUUGAAAUUUACUACAGACUCUCCUCAUUUUAUUGUAUAUACUACUGGGCGAGCUACAGUGAAUUUCGGUCUGUUAUCGCCUAUUUCUAAACUUUUUAUUCCGUUUCAUGACUCCAUUAAUUCGAUGUUUAGCGAUUGGUCUCGCCAAUUUCAACGAAUGGCAGAUCCAGGCGCUCUACACCACCGUUGACGUGAAGCCCCAAGUUCUCGAAGUGGAAUGCCAUGUGUUGCUCCAGCAACCGGAUCUUCUCAGUUUUUGCAAGAAAAACGACAUUACGGUAAUCGGAAGUGCCCCGUUGGGAUCGCCGCAUCGGAACAACUCGGAUUGGAAAACAGUUUGGCCGGAAGGUGCUCCGCUGACCAAUCCCACGAUCAUCCAGAUAGCCUCGAAGCACAAGAAGAGCUGUGCACAGGUGAGGGAAUUGGAGGGGAAAUCUAGCCCUGGAUAGGAUCAAAAAAGAUUCAUUUUUUCUCGAUUCACUUCGAAGAAAAAGCCCUUUUUUAUAGAUUUUAUUGCAUGCUGGAUGCAUUUUGAUACUUUUUUUGUCAUAUAAUAAAAAUACGGGACUGAAAAGCUGGUAACUUGAUCAAAUGACCCACUUUUCACAUCUUGUCUCAUUCUGCCGAGAAAUUCAAAAUUCCGAGAUAUAGGGGUUUUCUAUGGAUAUUCUAUAGAAAAAACUACUCAAUUGCGAUAGUUUUUGUCAACUUUCAGAUCUGCCUCCGCGCCCUCCAUCAGCUCGGAGUCAUCCCCAUUCCCUCCAGCACCAAUCCUGCGCACAUAAAGGAGGACAUUGACAUCUUCGGAUUCCAGUUGUCGGCGCAGGAAAUGGAGCAGAUUAAGGGGAUAAAUUCAAACUCUAGACUUUUCGUUUAUGACUUGUAAGUCGAUGGGAGAAAUUUCGGCCUUUUCCGCCAGUCAUAUCGAUUGGAAUAAUCCCAGUAAAACUGCCUUCUUUUCAGCCUGAAACUCCAUCCAUGGUAUCCGUUCAAAUAA
Molecule: messenger RNA, 5394 nt
Organism: Bursaphelenchus xylophilus (pine wood nematode)
Lineage: Eukaryota; Metazoa; Nematoda; Chromadorea; Rhabditida; Aphelenchoididae
Source: the annotation of a GenBank genome assembly